Molecule: messenger RNA, 659 nt
Organism: Rotaria sp. Silwood2
Lineage: Eukaryota; Metazoa; Rotifera; Eurotatoria; Philodinida; Philodinidae
Source: the annotation of a GenBank genome assembly
AUGGUUCUUGAUGCAUUUGUAGACAAAUUUGUUGCUGAUCAUAUUGAACCAAAAAAAUACAUUAUAAAAAACAUGACACAUUACAAUAAUCCUCUCAAUCGACUGAUCGAACUAUGUCAUCAACAAUCUCAGACGCCAAAUGAACUUCUUGCUCACUUAUUCGCUCGAUGUGUGAAUGAAAUUCGACCAGAUAAAGAUGAAUUAUUACGUGAAACAUUUCUGGAACCAGCUCGCGAUACUUGUACUUAUGUGAUCUUGUUUAAUGACUGUUUUGCGUCUCUUCCCAUUCGUCAGGAAACACUCAAUCAAUUGAACGAUAUUUGGUCCACAUGGGAAAGACAACAACUAACCUACGAACAACUUUGGCGAAAGAAACAUUACCAUGCCGAUCAAGAAUAUUGUUUUAAUAAAAUCUGGGACGCGGUCGGUAAAUAUAAUGGUAGACAGUAUCAAAUUGGUGUACUCUUCGACACAGCACAUAAAGAUAUGAUGGAAAAAACCAGAACCAAAGAGAAGAUUACCACCUGUUUGAAUGAAUAUUGUGAUCGAGCUAAUGAUAAACAAAAAUAUCUGAAUCUUCUCAUUGAAAUGCAACGUCAACUCGAACGAUCGGUAAUCAAUCAAAUCCAGAUACCACCGGAAUUGAAACAACUAGUACC